Molecule: messenger RNA, 3293 nt
Organism: Ceratina calcarata
Lineage: Eukaryota; Metazoa; Arthropoda; Insecta; Hymenoptera; Apidae
Product: 116 kDa U5 small nuclear ribonucleoprotein component
Exons: 8
Coding region: 277-3219 (980 amino acids)
Biological process (GO): mRNA splicing, via spliceosome
Cellular component (GO): cytosol; U4/U6 x U5 tri-snRNP complex; U2-type catalytic step 2 spliceosome
Molecular function (GO): GTP binding; GTPase activity; U5 snRNA binding
Source: RefSeq, a predicted model, not a curated record
AGUGUUGGGCACUCGUGAAGACACACGUGUACUGUAUAGUUCGUAUAUACAAACUGUAUAGUUCGUAAUUGUAAAAAUAAAAAUAUAUCGGUACACUCUCGUACCAUAUAAAUUAAACAUCUGUGAAAAACAACAUACACAUAUUUUAUUUUAUACAUGAUGUGUUAUAUAGGAUGCUAAUCUUACAAGCAUAAUCGAUUGUACAUACAUCGUUAGUUCAACGUUUUUGUGAACUUAUUUAAUUUUAUUACUAUUUAAAUCAGAAAAAGAGUCAUCAUGGAUGCUGAUUUGUAUGAUGAAUUUGGUAAUUACAUUGGACCUGAUUUGGCUUCUGAUAGCGAAGAUGAAAAUGAAUAUGGAAAUGCUGGAGAUGAUGGGGAAGACAGAGAACGCUCAGAUGAAGAUAUGGAAGAAGACAAAGAUGAAACAAGAGAACAAUCAGAGCAAGGGAAUUCUAUGGCUGUUGUAUUGCACGAAGAUAAAAGAUAUUAUCCAAGUGCUUUAGAAGUUUAUGGGCCAGAGGUAGAAACACUGGUUCAAGAAGAAGAUGCUCAACCCUUAGAUAAACCAUUGAUAGCACCAACAAGGAAACCAAAAUUUCAAAUAAAACAGCAACAACUCCCAGAAACAACGUACAACAUAGAAUUCUUGGCAGACAUGAUGGACGCUCCCCAUCUGAUACGCAAUGUUGUACUACUUGGACAUCUGCAUCAUGGCAAAACUACGUUGGUCGACUGCCUAGUAAGGCAGACUCAUCCUUAUUUACACAGUGUAACAGAUGAAAAACCUUUAAGAUAUACAGAUACGUUAUUCACUGAGCAACAGCGAGGAGUAUCGACAAAGGCAACGCCGGUGACUUUGUUACUGCAAGAUGUAAAGUCGAAAUCUUAUCUGUUAAACAUAUUCGAUACUCCCGGGCAUGUGAACUUUUCUGACGAAGCUACAGCGGCGAUACGUUUAUCCGAUGGAGCAAUAUUGAUCGUUGAUGCCGCCGAAGGCGUCAUGUUAAACACCGAACGAUUACUGAAGCACGCGCUCCAAGAGAAACUCGCGUUAACAGUUUGUAUAAAUAAGAUAGACCGACUGAUCCUAGAACUGAAGUUACCACCCCUAGACGCGUAUUAUAAAUUGAGGCACAUCAUCGAAGAAAUCAACGGAUUGAUAGCCUUAUAUUCAGACUCCGAGAAUCCGUGUUUCGUGUCGCCCGCAAUCGGAAACGUAUGUUUCGCCAGUUCCGAGUACAAUGUUUGCUUCACUCUGAAAUCCUUCGCGGCGCUCUAUGCCAAGACUCACCCUGGUCUUAAUUCUAACGAAUUUGCGAAACGAUUAUGGGGUGACAUAUAUUUCAAUUCGAAAACGCGGAAAUUUACUAAAAAGCCGCCGCACAAUACGGCGCAGCGUAGCUUCAUCGAAUUUAUUCUUGAACCGUUGUAUAAAAUAUUCGCGCAAGUUGUUGGUGACGUCGAUACGACUUUACCCGAUGUGCUCGAUGAAUUAGGCAUAAGAUUAACGUCGGAGGAAAUGAAAAUGAACAUCAGACCUCUAUUGAGAUUAGUGUGCACCCGAUUCUUGGGAGAUAUGUGCGGAUUAGUCGAUAUGUGCGUAGCUCAUGUGCCCAGUCCACAGGCCCACGCACCGGUUAAAGUCCAACAUGUGUACACUGGCCCAAUGGACUCGCCCCUCGCACAAGACAUGAUCAAUUGCGAACCUGAUGGGAGAUUAAUGAUACACAGCACAAAAAUGUAUCCUACCGAAGACUGUACUCUGUUCGUGGUCCUUGGUAGGGUAAUGUCCGGCACUCUCGAGGCGGGACAACGCGUUCGCGUGUUAGGUGAAGCGUACUCGCGUACAGACGAAGAAGAUUCUCGCGUGUUGACCGUGGGAAGGCUGUGGAUAAGCGAAGCACGCUACUCAAUCGAACUGAACAGAGUUCCCGCGGGCAAUUGGGUACUAAUCGAGGGCAUAGACAGGCCAAUCGUAAAGACGAGCACGAUCACUGACCUAAAUAACUCGGAUGACUUGCAUAUCUUCCGACCUCUCAAGUUUAACACACAGAGCGUGAUCAAAAUUGCGGUCGAGCCGGUGAACCCAUCAGAAUUGCCGAAAAUGUUGGACGGUUUGAGGAAAGUCAACAAAAGUUAUCCUCUAUUGGGCACCAGAGUCGAGGAAAGUGGCGAACACGUUGUGUUGGGUACCGGCGAACUGUAUCUAGAUUGCGCGAUGCACGACCUGCGUCGCAUGUAUUCAGAAAUUGACAUAAAAGUCGCGGACCCUGUCGUUGCUUUCGCCGAGACGGUGGUAGAAACGAGUUCUCUCAAGUGUUUCGCCGAGACGCCGAACAAACGGAACAAGUUGACGAUGAUUGCCGAGCCGCUUGAAAGAGGCCUCGCGGAGGACAUCGAGGCGGAACACGUAAAAAUCACGUGGAACAAGAAACGAUUAGGCGAAUUCUUUCAAACGAAGUACGAUUGGGAUUUGCUGGCAGCGCGAAGCAUAUGGGCUUUCGGUCCAGACGCUACGGGUCCUAAUAUUUUAGUCGACGACACUUUACCCUCGGAGGUAGAUAAAACGUUACUGAACAGUGCCCGCGACGCGAUUAUUCAAGGUUUCCAGUGGGGAACCCGAGAAGGACCUCUUUGCGAGGAACCCAUACGAAACGUGAAGUUCAAAAUUCUAGAUGCCGUGAUUGCACAAGAGCCCCUUCAUCGAGGAGGUGGACAAAUAAUUCCGACCGCCAGAAGGGUAGCCUACUCUGCGUUUCUUAUGGCAACGCCCAGGUUAAUGGAACCUUACUUGUUUGUCGAAGUCCAAGCGCCUGCGGACUGUGUUUCGGCUGUCUAUACCGUGUUGGCUAAAAGGAGAGGUCACGUGACCCAAGACGCGCCCGUUCCCGGAAGUCCCUUAUACACUAUCAAGGCGUUCAUUCCGGCGAUCGAUAGCUUCGGGUUCGAGACUGACUUGCGGACCCACACACAAGGACAGGCGUUCUGUUUGUCGGUGUUCCACCACUGGCAAAUCGUGCCUGGCGAUCCACUGGACAAGAGCAUCACGAUUAGACCGCUCGAGCCACAACCAGCCACGCAUUUAGCCAGAGAAUUUAUGUUGAAAACGAGAAGGCGAAAGGGCCUCUCGGAAGACGUUUCUAUCAACAAAUUCUUCGAUGAUCCCAUGUUACUUGAAUUGGCGAGACAAGACGUCCUACUGAAUUAUCCAUUGUAAUGUAGCAUUAUAGUGAUUUCUCUUGUAAUUCUAAUAUUAAGAUUUAUAAAUAAACAAUUGACUUUGUAUAGAAA